Molecule: messenger RNA, 1219 nt
Organism: Balearica regulorum gibbericeps (East African grey crowned-crane)
Lineage: Eukaryota; Metazoa; Chordata; Aves; Gruiformes; Gruidae
Source: RefSeq, a predicted model, not a curated record
GCUACUUCCAUGUGGGCUUCCUGCUGUGGAUUGCUGAAUGAAGUCAUGGGUACCGGAGCUGUCCGUGGCCAGCAGGCUGGCUUUGGGGGAGGUGCUGGCCCAUUCAGAUUUGCACCAAAUACAGACUUCUCAGCAUAUCCAUCUCCAGCUGCAGCAGGCGCUAACAUAGUUUGCAAAGCCUGUGGACUUUCCUUUUCAGUUUUUAGGAAAAAACACAUGUGUUGUGACUGCAAGAAGGAUUUUUGCUCAGUUUGUUCAGUCUUACAAGAGAAUCUCAGAAGAUGUUCCACUUGUCACUUGCUGCAAGAAACAGCCUUUCAGCGACCUCAGUUAAUGAGAUUGAAAGUAAAGGAUCUGCGGCAGUAUCUGAUUCUCAGAAACAUACCGACAGAUACUUGCAGAGAGAAAGAAGACUUGGUGGAUCUCGUGCUGUGCCACCAUGGAUUAGGUUCGGAGGAGGAUAUGGACGCUAGUAGCUUGCAUUCGUCACGGUCACAGACUACGGGGUUUUUUACUCAUCCAUUUUCUAUGUCUGUAUCGGUGUCCUCACAAGGAGAACUUGCAAACAGAAGGGGAAGUGCAGGAAAUGGAACACCUUUACGGGGACAAACUGAAACAUCUUCUAUAAAUAAUGAAGAAGAAGAGAGUGCAGAAGAGCAGACCCUUGGAUUGUCCAGAAAGCGAGCGAGGGCAUCUUUGUCUGAUAUUUCAAGUCUGGAAGACAUUGAAGGGCUGAGUGUUCGGCAGCUGAAGGAAAUACUUGCGUGUAAUUUUGUCAACUACUCAGGAUGCUGUGAAAAAUGGGAACUUGUGGAAAAAGUGAGCAGACUAUACAGAGAGAGCGAGGAAAACCACAAGACGCAGGGUGAGAAGAUGCAGCUGAAUGACAACGAUGAUAACCUGUGCCGGAUCUGCAUGGACGCCGUGAUCGACUGCGUCCUGCUGGAGUGUGGCCACAUGGUCACUUGCACCAAGUGCGGCAAGAGGAUGAGCGAGUGCCCCAUCUGCCGACAGUACGUUGUACGGGCCGUGCACGUGUUCAAAUCUUAAACCAAGACCAAAACUGGAUUAUUUUUUUUUUUAGUCGCUCUGCCAGGAUUUCUGUGGGCAGGCAUGCCGACCCUUGGGGCGUACAUCAGCUUUUUAGGGCUUGAUAAACACAGCAGUUUGAGCAUCAGGAUCUAGAAGUUUGUGAAACAUUUUUCUACAGCAUACUCAA